AUGCCAUCGUGCAAAGGCGUCUUGCAGACAUCCACGGGUGCAGAUGACACAUUCUACUGCCAUGCGUGCGUUUCAUCCAGCUACAAGGAUUGCGUUUGGAACCCAUACACCUCCCUCACAAAGGAUUGCGAAGCGGGAGAUCUUGCUUGUGCUACUGUAAUCCUACCGAACGGUCACACCUAUCGCGGAUGCUCGAAAGAUCCCGAAUGUGUGGCCGCUGGAGAAGGGUGCAUUCUUUGUGACGUUUACUCGGGUUGCAACAUUGAUCGCUACCCUUCGGAUAGACUAAGGUGCAACAUCUGUCAGUCAAGUGUUUCGAACUCCUGUAAACUGUUACCCUAUCCCAGACAGUUUGAGAAGCCUUGUGUAAGACACGUUGCUGGUGAUCGUUGCGUUAGCGUGUUUGAUGGUUUUCACGUUGCCUAUCGGGAUUGUUUGUCUUCGGUGCUUGAGGAGGAUCAGCCAAAGUGUAACUCGCCAGAAUCGCCAGUAGAGUGUGAGAUUUGUUCGAGAUGGAAUUGUAACACUGGUACAGUCCGGCAAGAUGAUCGUUGCCUGCAGUGUACAUCGAACAUGACGCUCUGCUCUAGUGGAAGCCGAACAGCAACGGUUUGUAAAACACCUUCCGAGGGAAAAUGCUACUCAAGAGUGGAUGAGAAAGGAUUCUUGGUGCGAGGAUGUUUGUCGGACAUUUCCGACCCGGAGCUGAUGGUGCUUUGUGAGCAAAAUGGAGGUGAUUGCCUUGCUUGUGAUGGGUCGGGAUGUAAUGCUGGGUUUCUUCCAACGAACACACUUAGCUGUAUGCAGUGUGAUUCACGGCAACGGGUCAGCUGUGCUCAGGAGCAAAUUGACGAUAGUAGUGUGCAGUACUGUAGAAGGCAUGUUCAAAAUGACCGUUGCUAUGUACGAACUGAUGUUGAUGGAAGCCUUCAGCGCGGUUGUAUGUCCGAUUUAAGCAGUGAAACGAUUUGUAAUGAUGAAGAUGCAUCGUCGUGUGACGCAUGCAGUGGUAGUAACUGCAACAAGCAGGUAUAUCCUUCAAAUCGAUUGGCUUGUUAUCAAUGCAGCAAUGAGCAUACUUUGAACUGUGACGCCGAGCAACGUCGGGAUGAGCUUUUGAAGUGUCGAUAUCAUCGAAAUGAGGAUGGAUGCUUUACAAGAAUGUACGGCGAUGCAGUCAUUCGUGGCUGUAUAUCGGACCUCGGACAAUAUACGAAUCCUUGCAAAGGAUGGAAAAAGACUGACUGUCACACAUGCUACGACGAUGGCUGUAAUUAUGUUUCCCGAACGGUUUUACGAAAUUCUAGCUCGCUUUUCGGGAUAAGUUUGUGGACAUUACAUUGCUUUUUAUUUUACUAUUUCCUCAUUAUUUUCGGAUAG
This is a messenger RNA of Anopheles maculipalpis, 1380 nucleotides long. RefSeq lists its product as uncharacterized. The transcript has 4 exons. The record is from RefSeq and is a predicted model, not a curated record. Bases 1 to 1380 code for a protein of 459 amino acids. NCBI's taxonomy places the organism in Eukaryota, Metazoa, Arthropoda, Insecta, Diptera, Culicidae.